Molecule: messenger RNA, 660 nt
Organism: Arabidopsis thaliana (thale cress)
Lineage: Eukaryota; Viridiplantae; Streptophyta; Magnoliopsida; Brassicales; Brassicaceae
Product: Myb/SANT-like DNA-binding domain protein
Exons: 2
Coding region: 1-597 (198 amino acids)
Source: RefSeq, marked reviewed
AUGACCCGUUUCUUGUUAGAACUGAUAACCCUAGAGAAACAAGCUGGAAAUUAUAGAGGCAAAAGUUUGAUUGAGAAAGGAAAAGAAAAUGUUCUUGUGAAAUUUAAAAAACGAUUUCCAAUAACCUUAAAUUGGAACAAAGUUAAGAACAGACUUGAUACUUUAAAGAAGCAAUACGAAAUCUAUCCUGCUAAACUUCGGUCGCAUCCACUGCGGUUUAUACCACUUCUUGAUGUAGUCUUCCGAGAUGAAACUGUUGUCGUUGAAGAGUCAUGGCAACCAAGACGUGGUGUACAUCGUCGUGCUCCAGUACUGGACUUAAGCGACAGUGAAUGUCCAAACAAUAAUGGAGAUGAGAGAGAAGAUCUGAUGCAAAAUCGUGAACGUGAUCAUAUGAGACCACCAACCCCAGAUUGGAUGUCACAAACCCCGAUGGAAAAUUCUCCAACUUCAGCUAACUCGGAUCCGCCAUUUGCAUCACAAGAGAGAUCUUCCACACACACUCAAGUGAAAAAUGUAAGCAGGAACAGAAAGCGUAAACAAAAUCCAGCAGACUCGACGCUCGACCGUAUUGCUGCGACUAUGAAAAAAAUUUGAGUUGGAGAUGUGUUAAAAAUCGUUUGGAUAUCUUGAAGAAACUUUAUCAUAUGUAUAGAGGCA